AUGCCUCGCGUCUUGCUGAUGAACUCCGUCAAGAACAGGAGCACUCUCAGCACAUCGACCGUAUGCGCAAGGGACUGGAGCAGCAAGUUGAAGGAGAUGCAAGUACGCCUCGAUGAAGCCGAAGCUGCAGCUCUCAAGGGCGGAAAGAAGGUUAUUGCAAAACUGGAACAACGUGUGCGUGAGGUCGAGUCGGAGCUCGAUGCUGAACAGCGCCGAUACCAAGAAGCCAACAAGAACCUUGGCAAAGCCGAUCGGCGAGUUCGCGAGCUUCAAUUCCAGGUCGACGAAGAUAAGAAGAACUUCGAACGCCUCCAGGAUCUCAUUGACAAACUCCAGAACAAGCUGAAGACCCAAAAAGCGACAAAUCGAAGAAGCGACUAUUGUGCGAAAUUUCAGGAAGAGGUCGCUAACCUCAAUCUGCAGAAGUACCGCCAAAUUCAACACCAACUCGAAGACGCCGAAGAACGGGCCGAUGUCGCAGAGAACUCGCUGUCAAAAAUGCGAGCCAAGUCACGAUCAAGCGCCUCAGUUGCCCCGUCCGGACUUCAGACUUCACAAUCAGCCGCCGUGCUGCGGUCACCAUCUCGUGCUCGUGCCAACGACUUCUAG
Ostertagia ostertagi is the source of this 609-nucleotide messenger RNA. NCBI's taxonomy places the organism in Eukaryota, Metazoa, Nematoda, Chromadorea, Rhabditida, Trichostrongylidae. The record is from the annotation of a GenBank genome assembly.